Lottia gigantea (owl limpet) is the source of this 423-nucleotide messenger RNA. RefSeq lists its product as hypothetical. The record is from RefSeq and is a predicted model, not a curated record. The transcript has a single exon. Gene Ontology annotation, molecular function: DNA-binding transcription factor activity, RNA polymerase II-specific; RNA polymerase II cis-regulatory region sequence-specific DNA binding. Gene Ontology annotation, biological process: regulation of DNA-templated transcription. NCBI's taxonomy places the organism in Eukaryota, Metazoa, Mollusca, Gastropoda, Lottiidae. The annotation marks the transcript as partial.
CGUACUCGCCUGCCUGAAACUGGCUUUGCAUGUCAUUUAUGUGGAGAAAGAUUCAAUAAGAAAGAUAAAUUAAGGCAACACAUGCAUUCUCAUAUGAAAGAAAAGUUUUUCAAGUGUGACAUUUGUGGUGAAAAGUUUUUAGAUAAAACUCAAUUAGAUCUACAUCGACCCAAACAUUUCUUUAGAUGUGAAAAUUGUGGUGAAGGUUUUGUCAAAUAUGCAGAUUUGAAAGCACAUUCAGUAAAACAUGACUCUGUUUCUAAAUUCACUUGUUUUGUUUGUAGAAAAAGUUUUCCAUAUAAAAGUAUUUUAAUGGCUCAUAUUGAUAUUCAUAAUACUGGAGCUUUUGAGUGUGAUCAUUGUUAUGCUAAAUUUAACGGCAGAUCUCAGCUUAGUAAACAUUAUUUUGCACAUCAUUCUACU